Tripterygium wilfordii is the source of this 731-nucleotide messenger RNA. RefSeq names its product HVA22-like protein c. NCBI's taxonomy places the organism in Eukaryota, Viridiplantae, Streptophyta, Magnoliopsida, Celastrales, Celastraceae. Bases 77 to 604 code for a protein of 175 amino acids. The transcript is spliced from 5 exons. The record is from RefSeq and is a predicted model, not a curated record.
AACUGGACUGCAUUGUCUCUCUUACGCCUUUAGAGCCACAGAUUCCCAAGGCAGUAGCAAAUAGCAAUUGCAAGAGAUGGGUGGCUCUGGGAAUUUUCUCCAAGUUAUAGCAAAAAACUUUGAUGUUCUUGCCCUGCCUGUUGUCACUCUUGUUUAUCCUCUAUAUGCUUCAAUAAAGGCUAUAGAGACCAAGUCCCCUACUGAUGACCAGCAAUGGCUUACAUACUGGGUUUUGUAUUCAAUGAUCACACUCUUUGAACUUACUUUUGCCAAAGUCUUGGAAUGCCUGCCAAUUUGGACAUAUGCUAAGCUAAUAAUGAUAUGUUGGCUGGUGCUGCCAUGCUUCAAUGGAGCAGCGUAUGUGUAUAAGAACUUCAUUAGACCAUACUACUUGAACCCACCACAAGCUUCUCAGAUGUGGUACAUUCCAAGGAAGAAGAACAUCUUCAGGAAGCAAGAUGAUGUUCUUACUUCUGCAGAGAAGUACAUUGAAGAGCAUGGACCAGAGGCCUUUGAAAGGCUUUUGAGCAAGGCUGACAGAGAAGAAAGGGGCAGGAGGAGCAACAAUUACAUGAUCUUUGAUGAUGAUUAUAUUUAUAAUUAACCUUAAAUAUUUGGUCUCCCAGUUUCUCUGUCUUGCUUAUUUUAUAAUAUCACAAAGCCUUGGAGUUGCAUGUCAUGUAAUGAAAUAUUAAUGUGCCCUACCUUAGUCCAGAACUUUAUUUGUUCUU